Messenger RNA from Pelecanus crispus (Dalmatian pelican), 1111 nucleotides. The record is from RefSeq and is a predicted model, not a curated record. NCBI's taxonomy places the organism in Eukaryota, Metazoa, Chordata, Aves, Pelecaniformes, Pelecanidae.
UUCUCGUCCCACUCCUAGAACUAGCACUGCAGUAGAAGUAAGUGAUGCUACUACUGCCCCAAUCCAAAAUUCUCCACAAAGAGAUUCACGCUUGAAAAAGGCUAAAACUAUGUGCUCAGGUCAGCAGGAUAUGGAGUCAACAUUGAAAGAGCUCAUUUACACUGAAUCUGAUCUUAUCAUAACACCAAUCAUUGACAAUCCAAAGAUAAUGAAGCAAGUGCCAGUUAGAUUUGACUUGAAAACUUUACAUGUACCAACAUAUUCAGCUGAGAAGUUAUUGUCUAUGAAAGAUGUGGACUGGAAUGACUUCUUGCAACGAGUAUGUUCACUGCUUGAUUCCACCAAGAAGAAUACAGGAGCAGCACGUUCUAAACUGAACUUACUGUACUAUCUGUGUACUGUAGCUGUCCACAAGGAAGUUGCAAGCAGGCUAAUUAGCUCUCAGCUGUUUCCUAUAUUGAUACAGCAGCUGCGUGAAGCUGCCAACUGGGAUAUACGUGCCAAAGUUGCUCGACUGAUUGGUUUACUGGCAUUACACGCAUCUGAACUUGGAGAAAAUGUACCUGUUUCAGAGGCAAUUAUACUUUUAACUGAACUAAUCAGAGAGAACUUCAGAAAUAGCAAAUUGAAACAAUGCCUUUUACCAGCACUUGGGGAGCUUCUUUACCUCAUAGCCAGCGAGGAGGAAAAAAGGGAGCACCCCAGAGAAUGCUGGGUUGUUCCCUCAGCUACUUACACUGUGCUAAUGAGGUGUCUUCGGGAAGGGGAAGACCGGGUAGUGAACCAUUUGGCAGCAAAGAUAAUUGAAAAUGUUUGCACUACUCUCUCUUGCCAUGCACAAGGAUUUAUUACAGGAGAAAUUGGACCUGUCUUGUGGUACCUUUUCACACAUUCUACAGUAGAUUCUUUGAAGAUAACUGCUGUUUCGGCUCUAUGCAGAAUGACUCGUUAUUCACCCAAUGCUUUCCAGAGUGUCAUUGAAAAGGUGGGAUUAACAGCUGUACUAAAUUCCUUGGCAAAUGGAAUAUGCAAAAUUCAGCAGUACAUGCUCACCAUGUUUUCGGCAAUGUUGUCAUGUGGGAUUCAUCUACAGAGGCUGAUUCAAGAAAAG